AUGGGAGGCGCCAGCUAUUCUCCCCAGCAGCUCUACUACGAUGGCAAAGUCCAAGCAGCAACUUCUGGCAAGACUUUCGACUCCAUCGAUCCCUCUACUGCCCAGCCCUUAGCAAAAGUCCACGCUGCUUCGCCAGCAGACAUCAAUUCGGCCAUCUCCUCUGCACAGAAAGCUUUUCCUUCCUGGUCCCAGACUCCACCCAUCGUCCGGUCUCGAAUCCUCCUCAGAGCCGUCUCUCUCCUCCGCUGCCGAAACGACGAAAUAGCCAAAGUCGAAACCCACGACACAGGCAAGCCCUUCUCAGAGACAAGCACAGUAGACGUAGUAACGGGCGCCGACGUGCUCGAAUUCUUCGCCAACCUGGUAGCAAGCGGGGGAUUAAGCGGGGAAACUACACAACUACGACCAGAUGCAUGGAUAUACACCAAGAAGGAAGCACUGGGAGUAUGUGCCGGAAUAGGAGCAUGGAACUAUCCCAUCCAAAUCGCGCUAUGGAAAUCAGCACCUUGUUUAGCAGCGGGAAACUGUAUGGUGUAUAAACCUUCUGAAGUCACUCCUUUGCACGGGCAAAUACUGGCAGAGAUAUAUGCGGAAGCUGGUGUGCCUCCCGGAGUCUUCAAUAUCGUGCAUGGCGAUGGAGCUGUGGGCGCAGCUCUUACUUCACACCCUGGAAUCUCGAAAGUGAGCUUCACAGGCCAAGUUUCGACUGGGCAAAAAGUUGCUGCUGCUGCAGCUGAAGGCAUGAAAUACGUCACUGUAGAAUUGGGGGGAAAGAGCCCGCUCAUCAUACUUCCGGACACAGAGCUGGAAAAUGCUGUGGAUGGAGCGAUGAUGGCGAACUUCUUCUCGACUGGCCAGGUCUGCACAAACGGUACCCGCGUGUUCGUGCACAAAAGCAUGAAAGCAGCAUUUGAGAAGAGAUUACUGGAGAAAAUCGAAUAUAUUCGCUCACUCGAGCCAAUGGACCCAAACAGCAAUUUUGGACCGCUGGUCUCGGAGAUCCAUUACAAGAAAGUGCUCAAUUAUAUACAACAUGGUAUUGAUACCGACAAGGCCAAACUACUCUCUGGCGGCCCUCAAAAGCCUACAAAGCUUCCAAACGGCUACGGCGAUGGUUUUUGGGUCCAACCGACAGUCUUUACUGACUGUACAGACAGCAUGAAAAUCACAACCGAAGAGAUUUUCGGCCCUGUGUUAUGUAUCCUAACAUACGACACAACAGCUGAAGCCGUCGCCCGCGCAAACAACACAAAAAUGGGACUGGCAGCAGGUGUCUUUGGCAAGAACCUGAACGAAUGCCAUGAUGUGAUCAGUAAGCUGCAAGCAGGCAUUACGUGGGUCAAUACAUGGGGCGAGAGUCCAGCGGAGAUGAGUGUGGGAGGAUGGAAGAUGAGUGGUAUGGGCGUGGAGAAUGGACGGAAGGGAUUGGAUGCUUGGGUUAGGGAGAAGAGUACGUUGGUUGAGCAGGGUGGGGUUGUGGGGACUGUGUUUGCGAAGUUAUGA
Lachnellula hyalina is the source of this 1503-nucleotide messenger RNA. Its product is annotated as NAD/NADP-dependent betaine aldehyde dehydrogenase. Lineage: Eukaryota; Fungi; Ascomycota; Leotiomycetes; Helotiales; Lachnaceae. The coding region runs from base 1 to 1503 and encodes 500 amino acids. The transcript has a single exon. The record is from RefSeq and is a predicted model, not a curated record. Gene Ontology annotation, molecular function: aldehyde dehydrogenase (NAD+) activity.